AGUUCAAAGAAUAUAGACCCGACCCGGCAAUAAUCGUAGAUAUACCCAAAUUCAAAAGAAACCCUAAUUUCUACCCUCCCUCUCUCGCUCGCUCUCUCUCCAUACAUUAAUUAACCUAGCUUCUGUAUCUCUCUGCGCCGGAAAGACUAAAAUUCACUGACCCAAUUCCCCGUCACAAUCAGAACCAAUCACAAAGGAUUGAUCUUUUCAAGCUCUGGUUGAAUGGAGGAAUCAGAAAAGAGAAGAGAAAGACUGAAAGCAAUGCGAAUGGAAGCUGCUCAGAGUGGUGCAGAUAAUGAAGUUGGGAAUUCUUCUCAGACACAAGGCCUCCCCAAUCCAUUGCUUCAAACAGCUGUGACUAACCAAGAAUCAUGUCCUCAGAGGUUUGGUUACUACACAGACCCAAUGGCAGCGUUUUCAGGGAAUAAGAGGAGCAAGGUCAGCCAGAAUAUUACACAGGAACAUCUUACACCUUCAAUACAAGAGAUUACUCCUCGGCCCCUUCCAAGUCAAGGUAUGUAUCAACAACAGGAAUCUGUCUGGAGUCCAACGGGAAUGGUUCGUCCUUCUAGCAUGCAGCCUGGAACACCUCGUGGUGCCUGGAAUGGACCUGGUCCCACAUAUGGGUACAACAUUCCACCUAGUUCACCUAUCAGGGCAAAUUUUCCCAACACUAUGGGUUCUGGCUCUGGACAGGGUAGCAGGCCUAUUAAUUAUACACAUCAGGGUCAAGGGCAAUGGUCAGCCAACAGUCCUAGGCCCGGCCCAUGGUUGGCCAACAGUCCUAGCCCGAUUUCAGAGCAGGGUGUCAGGCCUGGAGUGGGGGAGUAUCAAGGCGGACCUGGUUUCAAUCCUAUAGAGGGUAGAGGUUCAGUACGUGGAGGCAACCCUGGCUUUGGACAGGGAGGUAGAGGUAGCUAUGAUUCCAGCGGACAAGGCAGAGGGUACUGGUCCAAUAAUAGCCCAAACCCUAGUCAAGUACGUGGAAGCAAUCCUGGCUUUGGUCAGGGAUUUAGACCUAAUUAUAAUCCCGCACAAGGCAGAGGGGACUGGUCCAGAAACAGUCACAAUCCCGGUACAGGUUAUAGGCCUAAAUUAGGAAGAGGUGGUGGUCAAUGGUCAGGUAACAAUGCCAGCCCUGGUCCAGCACGGAGUGGGGGAAGAGGUGGCAGAGGAAGAGGCUCUCAUGAUAAUGUCUCAGCAGAGCUCAGACCAGAUUUAUAUUACAACAAGUCAAUGGUCGAAGAUCCAUGGAAGUUCUUGACACCUAUCAUCUGGAUAACAGAAAAAUCUCCUUCAAAGACUUGCACAUCAUCGAAAUCCUGGCUUCCGAAAUCAAUCAGCAUGCAAGGAGCAAAAGCUUCAACAGCUUCUACUGAAUCUAAUAAGUCUCAACCAAGUCUGGCCGAGUACCUUGCUGCUUCAUUUAAUGAUGCUGUCAAAAAUGAUGAAUCUAUGAUAUAACUAAGCAGCUGUUACGAGAAAUUUUUCCAUUUAUACCUGUUGGUUUAUGCUUCUGGAAUUACGUUACUCUGAGAAGUUUUAUACAUUUUACAGGAGUAUCUGAGGUUAUGAUUGCUGCAAGUCUGGCAUUAUCACAUCUUCUGCGAGUAUAUUUAAUGUUGCUCAGAUAAUUUCAGAGACGAUGAAGAUUGAUAUUAGGCAAGGAGAGGCAUGAUCAGGAUUUCAGAUAAAUGUAGUUCGGAAAUAUGCACAUGUAUCCAAAUUUAUGUUGAACAGAGAAAUAUUUCCUAAUAAUUUCCUGAUUUUUCA
This is a messenger RNA of Daucus carota subsp. sativus, 1773 nucleotides long. Its product is annotated as protein SICKLE. Lineage: Eukaryota; Viridiplantae; Streptophyta; Magnoliopsida; Apiales; Apiaceae. The transcript has 3 exons. The coding region runs from base 223 to 1464 and encodes 413 amino acids. Gene Ontology annotation, biological process: mRNA splicing, via spliceosome; miRNA processing. The record is from RefSeq and is a predicted model, not a curated record.